AUGGGUAGUGGCAAGAUUGUAGACGGUGCCAAUGACUAUGAUCUACAAGUAAAGAUGCGGGAAAGUGGAAGCUUCGCGAAACCUCCCUACCUCGCCUCCGAGACCGGAUUUUCCCCAACAUUCUCCGAUAUCAUGCAGGUGCCGAGUUUCCCUGGACCAAUGAGAGGGAUGCAAAACUUCCAGUACAGUAAUUCCCCUGCCUCAACGAGCUCUAAUAAUACCACUUACAACGCAAGUUUAGCUAAUAAUGGUAACUGCAGUAGUAGCAUGAGUAAACAAACUAACACAGAGCAGAGGGUUACAAAUCCAGUCACUGCUGAUACCAUGUUCAAUGCUCGCAUGAACCGAGGUACCAUGUUUUAA
Messenger RNA from Dibothriocephalus latus, 363 nucleotides. Lineage: Eukaryota; Metazoa; Platyhelminthes; Cestoda; Diphyllobothriidea; Diphyllobothriidae. The record is from the annotation of a GenBank genome assembly.